Molecule: messenger RNA, 3959 nt
Organism: Apis cerana (Asiatic honeybee)
Lineage: Eukaryota; Metazoa; Arthropoda; Insecta; Hymenoptera; Apidae
Source: RefSeq, a predicted model, not a curated record
UAAUCAGUUAUGCCACCUACGCGAAUGCACACCGCAUGCAUAGAUAACGUAACCUUAUUUCUCGAUCGUGAUAUGUCAAAAAAAUAUCUACAUGACAUAUCGAUAUAAUCGAGUACGCAAUUACGUACAUAUAAAAAUUUACCCAUAAAAAAAGAGUUUUGUCUUCUUGGUUUUUAUAGAACUUUCAAUUCUAUACGACAUACGGAAUCAAAUGAUACGAACGAAGUAUUCGAUUAUUGUUUCGUAUGUAUGAAUGUUGCCACGACUUUCAUUUCUUUAUUCGAACGAUUUUUGUAAACUUUUUUUUCAGUUACGAUAUUUUAAGGAAUUAUUAAAUAUAUGUAAACGAUAUUAUUACAUUUGAGGAUAAAUGGCAAAAUGAUUUUGAUUAUUUUUGAUCCAUCAAUCAUUGGACAUUUAUUCUUAAUGUUUAAAUGCUAUGCAAACAUUUCAUCAAAUAUUUAAAAAUACCUAUGCAAUGCAACAAUAUAAAAAUGUAAUACAAAAACAAGAUUUUAAAAAAAAAGAGAUGAGAGAGAAGAGUUUACUGAAAAUAUAAAGCUACAAAAUAUAAAGAGAAAGUUAGUUGAUUCUCUCACAAUGUGACUUGCUUGGAAGGAACUAAUAUAUGCCAUAACAUGAUACAACCUUUUCUUGAGGAAGGUGCCUGGUGUUACUGGGUUGUGUCUGUUGGAGCGUUAUUGUGUUUCCUUGGUCUCAUUGUUGCUUGUAUUUGUAGCUGUCGUCGCAACGAAAAUAAAAUUAUAGUUCAUAUUGGAAUUAACAAUAUGGUAUAUUGUAUAAUUAUGAGAACAUAUUCGGUUAUAAUUCCUUUAAAUAGGAAUGAAUUUCUUGGCCUUGCUGGAAUGGUAACUCUAAAUGAUUCUCAAGACGGCUUUAACGGGAUUUCGAUGACAAAUACUCUUCACAUAGCAACGCAAGAUAUUGUUGACAAUGGAAAAAGGUCAACUGGUGCCAAUAGAAGUCUUCCAGAUAUUCCAAAAGAUAAAGAAAAAAGACACGAAAAUACAGAUGCAUCUGUAUCUCAAGAUAUCUAUGAAAUCACUGAAACAAUCGGUGAUCAUUCGGAACUCUACGCCACCGUUCAGGACACAGGAAAAGAACAAGUAUCUGAAUUGAAUGUGACAGAAAUUUUACAUCAAAAUCCAUUGAAUCAAAAAAACUCUGAUAAUGAGUAUUUAAGAUUUCCAUCGUCUCCUAAUUCGGAAAAUGUUGAACAUCCAUAUGCUCAACUUCAAAAUGUUCAAAAAACCGAGGCUAAUCAAUUGAAUCGAAAUAACACCAAACAAGUUAUUGAUGUUGAGAAACCAUCAACAUCAACAUGUCAAAUUAAUGGAAACCCAGUUGCUCCCCCAAGAACUCGCCGCUCUUCAUCGCAUAAUUCGCUUAUAUCUACCGAAACUGGCUCGUGUGAUAUUCAAGCAGCUAAUGCCAUAUCUGGUGGAGUACAAGCUAAUCAAGAUUUACCUUAUAUGACACCACCAUUAUUGAUGUUACUUCCUCAACCACCACAAUCUCAGUCAAAUAAUUUACAACAGCAUUUUAGUGGAGAUUCUCAAGAUUCUAAAGGAUACACAAGCAUCAGCGUAAGAGAACCUCUAGCUAAUAUAAUUGCACAAACCAAGACAAUUUGUCGACAAAGUCAAUCUAUUCGAUCGUCUAUGGAUCCCCAUUAUGCAACAGUGUCGGAUGAUUCUGAUGAGAUGUAUGCUGCGAUUGAUGAACAAGAUAAAGUAUAUACUAGUGGUAGCGAAACAUACGCUCAAAUACAACCGACGAUGACAGAGGUCCAACGAAUACAAAAUGAGCAAACGUUAUUCUCUCGAGUUCCGUCUCGUUCUGAUGAGACAUUCCCUGCUCCGCAACCUCCAAGUGUCGACAGUUUACGGCAUGUUGCACAUGCUCAUUCGAGACAAGCUUCAUCCUCAAGUGCCAAUAGUUCUAUUGUAAAUCCUGGAUCACCGAAGCCUGAGAAACGUCAAGCUAAUUCUCCAUUACCACCUCCACCAGAAGGAACGAUAGAAGUGUACGCAUCAAUUGAUAAAAGGACAAAAAAUGAGGAUCGAUUGAAAUCGACUUUGUCUAGUGGGAAAUCUCUAGAGGAUAUGUAUGCUAAAGUAAUGAAAAAAAAGAAAGAUGUUGAAGAACAACAAAAUGACGCACAUUCGAGUUCUCAAGGAAUUCUACAUUCCGAAAUAUUUGUUCGGAAACCAAGCUUUGUUGAAAAUAAUAGGAUUUCAUCGUCUAGUCAUGAUUCCAUGGAAAUACAGAAAAAGGAAUCCGAUUCUGUCGAUAAUGGCAAUCUUCAUCUAGAGGGAGAUAUUUUGAUAAAAUCAUCUUCUUCGUUAUUUAAAAAUAGUGAUGAUGCGGAUUCGUCAAAUUUCCAACUUGGUCAUAAUUAUGAACCUAUGAAUGAUUUGCAAACUAGACAUUCAACAAUUCGUGAAUCGUGUGAUCCGAAUUACGAAAUGUUAUGUCCGCAACAAAGGGUCUCUGUUGACACUAUACCAGAUUAUCAGCAAAAUGAUAGUUCCGUAUCAAUUUCUCUACGAAAUAAUACCGAUCUGCUAACCAAUUCUACUUCUCCUUCUUCUUCUGCUUCUUCUUCUUAUUCCAAACCGUUCAAACAUCGACAAAUUAGUAACGCUAGUAGCGAAGAUCCCGGAUAUGAGAAAGUAAGAUUAAGAAACAGAUGUGAAGUAGAUCCAGACACAGAUUCGGAACCUAAUUAUGAAAGUAUGCCACAUGAUGCAGGAGAACCAAAUUAUGCAUCAGUUUGUCGACCCGGUGAUAGCGAUACGGAUCCCAAUUACGAGUCUGUUAAUCAUGAAGAUCCUAAUUACGAAAGCGUGAAAUAUAUGAGUGUUACUCAUACGGAAGAACCGCCAUAUGAGCAAGUGAACACAUAUAAAGUCGAACAGAAUUCUAGUGGAUAUGAGAAAGUAAAAAAACAUAUAUUGUGUAACACUGAUUACGAACAAAUUCAUCAGAAUCAUUCGACUGAUUCGAUUAAUGGGGAUACCGAUGACGAGCAAUAUGUGCAAGUCUAGUCUCUUAUUCUUCGUUUUAUUUCUUUUUUGUGUUUUCUUUUUUGUGUUCUCUUAUAUGUUCGUAAUAUUCUUUUUUCCUACUUCAUGUUUUAUGUUAAUAUGUUUCCAACAUGUAUCAUACGCAUUUUUUUUUUUGACUUUGGCAAUUUCUUUUCUUUUUGUUAUCUAACAUUCGUAAAAUUAAUUAUUUAAGCCUGAUGUACACAAGUGAAAUAACAUCAUUGCGAUCCCAACUACAAAGAUGCCAAACUAUCGUUACAAAUCCACAACGGUGUCGUGUCACUCGCGUGCCUCUAACCUUAACGUAAUUAUAUUAACUACAUCACAUGGAGGAAAAACACGAGUUCAUCGAACUUCGUUUAUAGUAGUUACUAGAUGUGCAAUAAUGAUACGCAUUAUUUACUUUUAAUUAUAUAUACUUUUAAUAAAAAAAUGAAUAUUUAAAAAAAAAUUUAUAAUAAUUAAGUGAAUAAUGCACUUCAUUUUCGCUUUAGUUCGAAUUGAAAUUGAAACGGAAAAAGAAAAUGAGAGUUCGUUACUUCAUUAUUUUUCAACUUAUAGAAACAACUUAUUUAUUUAUAAGAUUAUUUUCUUCUUCGUUAUCUCCUUUUUCUUUUUCUCAAAUGACAAUUUUAAUAAUUUGUAAAUUAUUGGAAUAUGUAUUUUGUAUAUAAUUUUGUGCAUUGUAGACAUAAGUAUGUUUUCUUUUUUUGAACACAUCCAUUUCGUUUAAAAUAUAUCUCACAUAAAUCAAUAACGACGAUGAUAAUAUAAAUUACAUAUGUGUUAUACACAUGUACGCUUUUGAGCAUAGCACAAUCUUGCUUACGGCGCUAAUUUACAAGAGGUAAACAAUGUCGUAAUUAAACGCAUUCAUAUUAAAUGCAA